Messenger RNA from Pseudonaja textilis, 909 nucleotides. RefSeq names its product olfactory receptor 4E2-like. The record is from RefSeq and is a predicted model, not a curated record. Gene Ontology annotation, molecular function: G protein-coupled receptor activity; olfactory receptor activity. Gene Ontology annotation, biological process: G protein-coupled receptor signaling pathway. NCBI's taxonomy places the organism in Eukaryota, Metazoa, Chordata, Lepidosauria, Squamata, Elapidae. Gene Ontology annotation, cellular component: membrane.
AUGGAAGGCCUCAACCAGACAGUGACCUAUUUUGUGUUCUUGGGACUGACCCAUAACCGGAACCUGGAGCUGGUUUUAUCAGUUAUUUUCUCCAUCCUCUACUUACUUAUCCUAGCAGGCAACCUCCUAAUUAUAGUGACGGUGGCUCGGGACCGCUGCCUCCACACUCCCAUGUACUUCUUCUUGGGGAACCUCUCCUUCAUUGACAUCUGCCAUUCCUCAGUCACAAUGCCCAAGAUGCUUUUCGACUGCUUCUUCCACCAGAAGGUCAUCUCUUUUGAGGGUUGCAUCACCCAGCUUUUCUUCCUUCACCUGUGUGCUUCAGCGGAGAUCUUCCUCCUGACCAUUAUGGGCUAUGACCGUUGUGUUGCCAUCUGCUUCCCCUUUCAGUAUUUGAACCUGAUGAACAUGAAGAUCUGUGUUGGUUUGCUUGGAGCCUUGUGGGUUGGGGCAACUAUUCACUCUCUGAUCCAGACGUUCCUCACCACCCAUCUUUCUUAUUGUGGCCCUAAUAUCAUAGACAGUUUUUUCUGUGAUAUCCCCCCACUCAUGAAGUUGGCUUGCAUGGACACCUACUUCAUCAGCAUUCUCAUCAUAUCCAGCAGUGGUUUGAUGUCCCUAGUUUGCUUCAUGAUCUUGGUAACUUCCUAUGCCAUUAUCCUUAUCUCGCUGAGAGGGCAAGCAGCCGAGGAUCGUCACAAAGCCUUCUCUACCUGUGCUGCCCACCUACUUGUGGUGAUCCUCUUCCUGGGACACUGUAUUUUCAUCUACACCCGCCCUGCUUCCAGCUUCUCAACAGACAAGCUGGCUGCUGUCCUCUAUACCAUGGUGACCCCAUUCCUCAACCCUGUCAUCUACACUCUGAGGAACAAAGAGGUAAAGAACUCCAUUAAGAAACUCUGGAACUAG